AUGCCUUUGCCAUUGUGCAGAUGCCGAGUGUUAUACAUCGGCAGUUCGGUGCCUACAAUCACAAAAGACGGCCUACAAGGCAUCCAGCAGCCACUGAAGGAGAGAUACCCGAUUCAAGAAUCGCCAGAUACACGUGGAAUUGACUCAUGGCUAUCAGUGUGGUCGAACGGAGUCCUUUUGGAGUACAUCGAAGGCGAAAAGAAGACUGAAACCGUCUUUUUCCCAAUUAUAACUCUCCAUUAUUGUGCCGCCGUUCGUUACGUAAAUGUGGAAGGCUUCAAAGUUGGCGGUGGUGGAGAACAGUUUAUGCCACUCGACAGCCCAUUCGCGAAUAUCCCAAAUUCCCCACAUCCGCCAAUUUUCGCGGCAAUCUUCAGAAGAACCACUGGGGUUAAGGUUCUCGAAUGUCAUGGAUUUAUUUGUACAAAUGUGAAGGCAGCAAAUGCAUUGGUCAGGUGUAUGGUGCAUGCCUACACAGAAACUAUGCAUUUGAGAAUGGACGAGAGGAUUCCAGGUCUAAAAGCAAUCAAGGAAGGAUCAACUGGUGACCGAUCACCAAACUCCCCGUCCAGUGAGAUUGAGGAAAACUCAUUUGAGGAAGAUGUAGUCCCGGAGGAGAAGAAUAUGAAAAAUUGGCAAGAAAGACGGCAGCAGGACGGAGAAUAUGAUAGUGUGUCGAUUAGCAGCAGUUUGGUGAAUAAGAAUAAGAAAGCUGCUAGUGAGCAGGGCGGCAUCCGCGGAGCCCUUGUCCCGUUCGACGAGCCCCUCCGCCGCGCUGGCUCCGACAAUGAUCUCUCCUAUCGUGGACCCCCACCACAUCAUCCAUACGGACCUCCUCAUCCGAUGCACCAUCCCUAUGCAAUGAUGCCUCCGCCAUUCGGCUUCUUCCCUCCACCGCCACGUGGACACUUUCCACCUCCUCCACCACAUUUUAUGGGUCGAGGUAUGCCCCCACCAUUUAUGCCUCCACCACCACAUUUCGGUAUGGGACCACCACGUGGAUUUAUGCCGCCCCCGCAUCCAAUGAUGUUCCGAGGUGGACCAUACCCGCCGUUCUUUCCUCCACCACCACCACAUUUCAUGAGGCCUAGUAGCCCACCGACUGAUGGUGGACCAAUUAUUACUGGGCCAGAGUCGGUUUAUGGGACAAUGCGUCGAGGAGCUUAUGAAGAGCCAGCUUAUGUUGGAGCAACUGGAGGAUUCCCGGAGGCUAGCUAUCAACCGGCUAAUUAUGGUGGAGAUGGUUAUGAGACAUAUUAUGAUACAUUCAAGAAGCGAGGAACACUGAAGAAGGGGGAAUCGGCGUCGAUGGCUUCCACGAGAGCCGAUAGCGCCUGGGAUCAAUAUGAAGCUGGGAUCUAUAGAAAACCACAUAUCAAUGAGAAAGCUUUUUCGGGAACUUUGAGAUCAAUGGCCGCCAAGGAGACAAGUAACGCUACGCUGAAUCGAUCGGAGCACGCCGAAGUUGCAUCGCAAACGGUCGAGACGGAGAUAACCCGCCCCGACUCUCCACCAGUUGACUAUGAAGCCUUUGAGAAGAUGAAGCUAAAGGAAAAUAGCCGACGCGCUGCCCAGCCCACUAAUUAAUGAAUAUUUUAUCGAUUUUUUCCCCUGAAAACCCAUUUAUUCUUUCUUCCAUCCACUACAAAAUUCUAUAAUAAACCGCCAAUUACUGGUCUUGACAACAAAAGGAAAUUGUUGAAUUUUAUUGUAAUUUUUGAAAAAUUCUUAAUCUAGAACUGCCCCUGCCCCCUUUAUUGUGCCUUUUUCUGUGAGUAUUUUGACAUAUAUUUAUAAUAAGCCGCAUUCCUUGAAUAUUUAUAUUUAAAAUAAAAAUCUAAUAAAAA
Molecule: messenger RNA, 1847 nt
Organism: Caenorhabditis elegans
Lineage: Eukaryota; Metazoa; Nematoda; Chromadorea; Rhabditida; Rhabditidae
Gene: R148.5
Product: PID domain-containing protein
Source: RefSeq, marked reviewed